ACAUUUAUGUCAUUUUUUGUUUUCUUGUUAUGUUAAUUGCUCUGGCACCGGCAACAAAUUUUUACUUUUGACAACGAAUAAAGUUCUGUCGCCUUUUCUUCUUGUUGUACGAGGAAAUCAUAAAAAUUAACAAAGCAAAGAGGCGACAUUUGAACAUCGGUGCAAAGGCAUGGCCGAAAAAGUUACCAAAUUGGCUUUGGCUAGCCGUAUCAUAGUGCUGAUACUGCAAUUACUUGCCAAUAAACUUCUUCCCGAUCAUCAGACAGAUGUUUUUCGGGCACCCUUUAACCCAGCCAAUAAAGUCACAUGGUUGGACAAGACAAUCAAUUUCUGCUUGAAUGGAUUUCGUCAUUGGGAUGCCGAAUAUUUUCUUCAUAUUGCCGAGCAUGGUUAUACAUAUGAGAAUACCUUGGCGUUCUAUCCGCUGUAUCCGAUGGUGGUCAAGUCGGGAGCCCACUUACUCCACACUAUGUUGGCGGACUUUAUGAACAUGCGAUCAUGCUGUCUUUUGGUGGGUGUGGUUUUAAAUGUGGCACUAUUUUGUAAGGCUGCUAACAUUCUGUAUGCGCUGACUCAACGUAUUUUCAAUGACCUAAACAAAAGUUGGAAUGUUGCUUUGCUGUUUUGCUUCAAUCCCGCCUCCAUAUUCUUUACGGCCGCCUAUUCAGAGACUUUAUUUUGUUUGUUAUCGUUGUAUGUUAUGUUGGAAUGCUCAACGCAAAUACGGGCGGUACGUUCAACGUUUGCUUUGGCUUUAAAUAUUGCAGCCCGUUCAAAUGGUUUGGUUAACAUGGGAUUUCCCUUUUACUUCAUAGUGCGUAAAUUCAUACUGAAACGUUCCUCCCUUUUGUCGUCCUUGCUAAAAAUGGCUUUGUGUUUGCUCUUCUCUUUGAUACCAUUGACAUUUUUCAAUUUCUAUGCCUUUCAAUUGUUUUGUGUGUCCGACAAGGCAACAAAUCACACAGAGGCCAUACUAAAUUAUGGCCGGCAAAAGAAUUAUGUAUUAUCCGGCUACCGUUAUGCUGAACAAUCGCCAUGGUGUGAUGAGCGUUUUCCAUUCCCCUAUUCAUAUAUACAGUCGCACUACUGGAAAGUGGGAUUCCUUAGAUAUUACGAGCUCAAGCAGAUACCAAAUUUUUUAUUAGCUUUGCCCAUUCUAAUAUUUCUCUUUUGGCAUUGUGUUAAGUAUCUGCGCGAUUUCCAAAAGAAUCUAUUACCCAAAUAUCCAUUGCUGCAUUUGCUGAAGGAAUACAAAACAUUGCCCUUCAUACUGCAUGCUCUGGCCUUGACAGUGUUUUGCAUAUUCUUUGUGCACAUACAAAUAUCCACGCGUUUGUUGUGCUCGGCCACACCAUGUGUGUAUUGGUUUGCCUCGGAUCAUAUGCCCAAGUCUUUGGACAAAUUGCAAUUACGCUCCAAGGCGGGCUUGAUAUUUCUAUGGUUUGCCUCUUAUGUGCUGGUAGGCACCACCAUGUUCAGCAACAAUUUGCCCUGGACGUAAACAGUUGCAGCCGCUAGUUUGUGAUACCCCGUCAAUGUGUUUGCAGCAACGAGCAAACACAAAGAGAUGUCUAAUUCCUACCAAAUUAUAUUCAUUAAAAACAACAUUGUUAUUUGAUCGAUUGAUUGAUGAAUUGGUUUAUACAUUAAAAAAGACUGUUAAAUGUAUUUUUUUUUUUAGUUUUCCUAAUCAGAAAUCUCUGCUCGCCCAUUUUAUAGAUCCUCUGAAUGAAGUGCUAUGUUUUUAGCUUUAUUUAAAAUUUAACUAGAUGUAAUAUUCUUUUUUUUAUAUACACAUUUACAUUUAUUUUUUUUUUUCUUGAUUAUUAACGUGUACAUUUACUUUGAAUGUAAAUGAGACCAUUAAUAUUCUUGCGUGUACAAAAUUGCCAUUGUAUGUAAAUAAAAUUUCCAAAGAAAGACAAACUAUUAAA
Stomoxys calcitrans (stable fly) is the source of this 1934-nucleotide messenger RNA. RefSeq names its product GPI mannosyltransferase 2 (gene PIG-V). Gene Ontology annotation, molecular function: alpha-1,6-mannosyltransferase activity; GPI mannosyltransferase activity. Gene Ontology annotation, biological process: GPI anchor biosynthetic process. Gene Ontology annotation, cellular component: mannosyltransferase complex; endoplasmic reticulum membrane. The record is from RefSeq and is a predicted model, not a curated record. Lineage: Eukaryota; Metazoa; Arthropoda; Insecta; Diptera; Muscidae. The transcript is spliced from 2 exons. Bases 170 to 1501 code for a protein of 443 amino acids.